UAGGAUUGGAAUGAGGGAGUGAAUUUUCCGGGUCAGAAACUGGACGGGAGAGGAAAUUAACUCCGGGACUAGACGAGAGAGAAAAAAAGCAAACCCACACCAGAACGCCACCCUCCUUUACAUUGAGAUGUAGCCCGUGUGUUUAACGCUUCAGAGGGGGCGGACGUGAGACGAGGAACCGAGUGGAGAGAAAAAACAGGUGCCUGUAAACUACAAAGUGAGCCUACGACGGGGAGUAGUACCCAUGUUCAUCGCGACCUCAGGAACGUUAGCUCGGUAACGUUACAGCGACUGACUUGCAGCGGGAGUUUCGGCGUUUUCUUGCCCGUGAGUUUCGCCUCGCUUGUGUUUGACGGUGGCUGUCCCGCCAUAGCAAUCUGUUGCAUCCUCCUCCUCCUCCCCGCUGUUUGUUUAUCGCACGGGUACGAGAUUUAUUUCCACCUCCCCCCGUGAUGUUUCACUGUAUACCCCUGUGGCGGUGCAACCGUCAUGUUGAGACGAUCGAUAAACGCCACUGCUCCCUACUCUAUGUGCCCGAUGAGAUUUACCGCUACGGACGGAGUUUGGAGGAGCUGUUGCUGGAUGCCAACCAACUCCGAGACUUGCCCAAGCCAUUUUUCCAGCUGGUGAAACUUAGAAAACUUGGCCUGAGUGACAAUGAGAUCCAGAUGCUUCCACCUGAAAUAGCCAACUUUAUGCAACUGGUAGAACUGGAUGUGUCUCGAAAUGAUAUUUUGGGCAUUCCAGAGAGCAUCUCAUACUGCAAAGCCCUCCAAGUGGCCGAUUUCAGUGGAAAUCCAUUAACAAAGUUACCUGAAAGCUUUACGGAGCUGCGGAAUCUAACCUGCCUUUCCAUCAAUGAUAUUUCAUUGCAAAUUCUUCCAGAAAACAUCGGAAACCUCGCCAAUUUGGUAUCACUAGAACUCAGAGAAAAUGUAUUGACAUUCUUACCAGAGUCACUUUCUCAGCUUCAUAGACUUGAAGAACUUGACCUAGGCAAUAAUGAACUGUACAGUUUGCCUGAGUCAAUAGGCCAUCUUGUCAGCUUGAAGGACUUGUGGCUGGAUGGGAACCACUUGACAGAAAUACCUGCAGAGCUGGGCAACAUUAAAAGCCUGUUGUGUCUGGAUGUGUCAGAAAACAAACUGGAGCGGCUUCCAGAGGAGUUGGGAGGCCUGGUUUCACUCACUGACUUGCUAGUGUCUCAGAACAAUAUUGAAUCUCUACCAGAAAGCAUUGGAAAACUACGAAAACUUUCUAUACUGAAAGUUGAUCAGAAUCGACUAUCACAACUUCCAGAGAGUAUUGGCAGCUGUGAAAGUCUUACUGAACUUGUGCUCACAGAAAACCAGCUACAGAGUUUGCCGAGGAGUAUUGGAAAGUUAAAGCGACUGUUCAACCUCAACUGUGACAGAAAUCAGCUCUUGUCUUUACCUAAGGAGAUUGGCGGCUGCAGCAGUCUGAACGUCUUCUGCGUACGAGAGAACAGGCUGACGAGGAUACCGGCAGAGCUGUCACAAGCCACAGAGCUGCAUGUGCUCGACGUCUCUGGGAACCGGCUCACCCACCUCCCGUUAUCGCUGACGACGCUUCAACUGAAGGCCUUAUGGCUGUCAGAGAACCAGUCGCAGCCACUCCUCUCCUUUCAGACUGACGAGGACCCUAAGUCAGGCGAGAAGGUGCUCACCUGCGUGUUGCUGCCUCAACAGCCAUGUGAUUCAGACAAAGGCUCUGAUAAUCUUGCCCGCUGCGGAGCUGUGGAGAGCUUGGUGAAUGAGAUUGCAGACGACACGUGGAACGACAAGGCCGUGAACAGGACCAGUGUCAUUCACUUCCUAGAUGGGGAUGGCGAUGACGAUGAAGACGACGAUAAGGGAACACUACUGCGGCGGGCCACGCCUCACCCCGGCGAGCUGAAAACUAUGAAGAAAGCAGCCGAGAACCUCCGCAACGACCUGAACGCAGCCAAAGGCCUGGACUCCAACAAAAACGAGGUCAAUAACGCUGCAGACAGAGUGACCACGUCUGUGUGACCUUUACCUCAGAAAUGUCUUUUGCCUCCUGUGUGUCGUCGUGUUGUCCUGCACAACCCAGUUGCCCCUUUGCUCUUUUACCUAUGAACCCCGGUGUGGCCUACCCCUCCUGUGAUUAAACCCUAGGGUGCCUGUAACCUGUAAGUCCUGUGUAAAACCCACUCAGUCUAAUGGGGCCGCUGUGCCUUUCUUUUUAUAAAAUAACUGUCCACAGCAAUUUUCUGCACAGAGAUACUCCUUUUAAAAGACAUUUUAUUUUUUAAGUGGCUCUUUUUAACAAUCUAAAUUAGUAGUUGCACUAUUAUAAGUCUUUAUAAUGUGGUCAAACCUUUUAAAUGUAUUAUUAUAUAUAUGUUCUAUAUAUUUUUUAAAACACUGGGUGAGUACUUCUUUUUACCUUUUGGGCAAACAAACCAGGAUUUUUUUGGACCUACUGAUUAAGGAUUAUUGUACAUACUCUUGUGAAUAUUGAUACUUUUAUACUUUUUGGCAGCUCAGAUGUAAAUAAAAUGUAUAGCAAAUUUCUUAAUCAUUUACAAUUUUAAAACUUUUUUUUUUCCUGUUUCUAACUUGGUACAUUUGUCUUUCUUUGUUUUGGUUCAAAUCAAAGCAAUGAACAAAACACAGUCACUAAUGUCUUAUUCAGUCAAUAUAAUUGUCUUCAGAUGAGUGGAUGGACUUGGAUCCUUGGACUGUUAAUCUAUGAAACAUCUAGACCCAUAUUUUUUGGAUAAUAAAUAGAUUAGUUUGGUUUUAAGUACUGCACAUCAAACUUUAAUGACUCAUCUGCAACAUAACGACGCAGACGUAAUGAUGCUGUCUUAUUAUAUGUGCUGUGCUUCACUGCUUUGCAAUGUUCUGCAGAUAGAUGCCAAAAAAAACAGAUGUACUUUAAGUUUUCUUUGUCUUUAACAAAGAGUACUGUAUAGAAGUUGGAUGAGGUUUGUACCACAGUGACGGCACCCUUUAAAAAUGUAGUUGUUGAAGUUCCUUUUCAACACACUUCGCAGCUUUGCUCAGAUUCUGUUCUCGAUAUGGUACACGAACAGUUGUAUCAUUUUGUUUCUAAACCCAUUGCGAAAAGUGGACCAGGGAAAUUGGUUCAAGUGUUGGUUUUAUGUUUGUGUUUUUUUUUUAAUUAUGUUCUGAUCAAACUGCACAAAUCAGAUCUCAAGUAGGUGGUGAACCUGGGGAUUUGGAUGACUUUUUAACCACUGAUCAAUAAAAUGAG
This is a messenger RNA of Archocentrus centrarchus (flier cichlid), 3264 nucleotides long. RefSeq names its product leucine rich repeat containing 1 (gene lrrc1). Gene Ontology annotation, cellular component: adherens junction; postsynaptic membrane; postsynaptic density. Gene Ontology annotation, molecular function: protein kinase binding. The transcript is spliced from 14 exons. The record is from RefSeq and is a predicted model, not a curated record. The coding region runs from base 453 to 2033 and encodes 526 amino acids. Lineage: Eukaryota; Metazoa; Chordata; Actinopteri; Cichliformes; Cichlidae. Gene Ontology annotation, biological process: cell-cell adhesion; receptor clustering; establishment or maintenance of epithelial cell apical/basal polarity.